UUGCCAGUGGAGCGCAGUCAGUUCAGAGUUUUUGAGCUUGAGUUUCAGUCUCAGUUUUUUCAAGUGCGGUUCCGUCGGUCCCGAUUCCAACUAAAAUACAACUAACUACACUCGCAAAAUGAAGAAGUUUCUCGUGGUGUUUGUGGCAUUAUUCGGAGCCGCUGUGGCCCAAAGUAGCUUUAAGUGUCCCGAUGACUUUGGAUUCUAUCCGCAUGACACGUCCUGCGACAAGUACUGGAAGUGCGACAACGGCGUUUCCGAGCUGAAGACCUGCGGAAACGGUCUGGCUUUCGAUGCCACAGACUCCAAAUACCUCACCGAAAACUGCGACUAUCUGCACAACGUGGAUUGCGGCGAUCGUACAGAGCUUGAGCCCCCAAUCACCACCCCCCACUGCUCCCGCCUUUACGGCAUCUUUCCCGAUGAGAACAAAUGCGACGUGUUCUGGAACUGCUGGAACGGCGAGCCCUCCAGAUACCAGUGCUCCCCCGGAUUGGCCUACGAUCGCGAUGCUCGCGUGUGCAUGUGGGCUGAUCAGGUGCCCGAGUGCAAGAACGAAGAGGUGGCCAACGGAUUCUCCUGCCCGGCGGCUGGUGAGCUGGCCAACGCCGGAUCCUUCUCGCGCCACGCCCAUCCCGAAGACUGCCGCAAGUACUACAUCUGCCUGGAGGGCGUGGCACGCGAGUACGGAUGCCCCAUCGGCACAGUGUUCAAGAUUGGCGACAGUGAUGGCACUGGCAACUGCGAGGAUCCUGAGGAUGUUCCCGGGUGCGAGGAUUACUAUGGCGAUGUAGACCUGAAGGCUCUGAAAAAAUUGGGCUUUUAAGAAUACACUCGAAAGGCACAUCGAAUUCACACAAAAUUAAAGCCACGGCAGUUGAGGCCUGAAAGUCACUGCAGAAAGGCAAGAAGAGAGGCAACAAAAGGAGUCAAAGGAUAGCGAAGGAUCAGAAGGAAACCACAAUGGCAGUGGGCUUAAAAUGCUUGCCGCACGUACACUCAGAACAAAUCAAGAGCUUGGAUAUAUAAUUGGGAAUGACUGAUAAAAAAAUUAAUUUAUAUUUUAAUUAAGUUCAUUUAACUACACAGGUUUUUGAAUAUAACACAUUUUUUAAAUUACAGCCUUUGUCUACAAAAAGAGAAUCUUCAGAGCUUGAGUCAAGCAUGUUGAAUGAUUUGUUAAAGAUUUCUCACAGUGCAAAUACACAAGCAGACACAUAUCAAAAGCAUAAAAAGUAAAGUAUGCACGCAGAAUACAUAAGAAUCGUACAGUUGCCUUUAAAGACUGACCAUAGAAUAUCCCCAAAAAUAGCCCAAAUGGACAAAUAGUCGAAGGUGCAAUUGAGCACCUUUAAGUUGAAGUAAUAAUAAAGGAAUUCAAUCACAUUAGCUCUGAAUUGAAGACCCGUAUGCUUCGUGGGAAUUCCAAGAAACCUUUGAUGAGCCGGCAGCGAAUUCCGUGUAUUCCGCGGUUACCACAGUGGCCGCAAAGUCAAAUUUAACUUAUUUAACUAAAUACUCACGAAACCACACACACAGACGGCUCAUGAUUCCCAGACCCUCUAAUAACGUCAAUGUAUUGUACAUAAAUAAAAGCA
Drosophila teissieri is the source of this 1598-nucleotide messenger RNA. RefSeq names its product protein obstructor-E (gene Gasp). The record is from RefSeq and is a predicted model, not a curated record. The transcript is spliced from 5 exons. Gene Ontology annotation, molecular function: chitin binding. Lineage: Eukaryota; Metazoa; Arthropoda; Insecta; Diptera; Drosophilidae. The coding region runs from base 119 to 826 and encodes 235 amino acids. Gene Ontology annotation, cellular component: extracellular region.